This is a messenger RNA of Chara braunii, 2841 nucleotides long. The record is from the annotation of a GenBank genome assembly. NCBI's taxonomy places the organism in Eukaryota, Viridiplantae, Streptophyta, Charophyceae, Charales, Characeae.
UCGCGGCGUGGGACACGUCGGAGGGCCAUGCACGUGGCGAGUGCAUGCACUUCCAUCUGGCGGGCUCGUCGUCGACCUCCACUGCAGCAGCGGGACAUCAGAAGUACACGGGCUCGAUUCUUCACGGUUUCAGUAGAGAUCUACUGGCCAAAGCGUGGGACGUGGAUGUCAGCCACGUGGAGCGGCUGCUGCAGUCCCAGCAAGGGAGCGCCAUUGUCGAACUUCCUUCUCGCUCAGCGAUCAGCCCCGCCACGUGUCACACCGUAGUCAAUCAGGCCGCCCUCACAUGGACGACAACAUCGACGAUCAGUCAGCUGGCCAUGGGAUUGGGUGAUGACGUCAACGGAGAGCAGGGGCCGUCCUCCGCUUUCGGUCUCUUGCCUCUCCCUGGUGGCGAGCACGUGUACAAGCUGGACAGAUCGUCCGCUGACGUGGCUAACAAGGGCGGGAAGCUUUGGUUGCUGAAUGAGCACCGGAUGCCAGCGCUGCGUCAGCUGGGGAUGGGAGCGUACAGACUGUUCUUGCGGCCAGGGGCGGUGGUGGGCCCGGCGUGGUCAGUGAACGCGCACCACAUUGUGUACAUCAUCAGAGGGAAGGGGCGCGUCCAGAUCGCGGGUCCGGACGGGCGCAACGAGCUAGACGCGGAGGUGCGCGCAGGACAGGUGGUGGCGAUCCCGCGGUUCUUCGCGGCGUUGAAGGUCGCGUCGGAGGAGGAGCCUUUGGAAAUCAUCUCGGUGACGUCGUCGUCGAUGCCCUUGUCGUCCUUCCUCUCCGGAUCGACUUCCCUGCUGAAGAACAUGCCGUUGGAUGUGGUCACCCACGCGUUCAACAUCGACAGCGAGUUGGAGGAGAAGUUUAGGGAGAAGAGGAGGGAGGUCACCGCCAUUCUGCCGCAGUCGCAAUCGUCGGGGAGUCAGAAGGACUCAUGGACGUGGUUCCUGUCCGACUCGAGCUCUCUCUUGUAGAACAUGCCUUGUGGAGGCGGAAACCGAGGCGUGGAGGUGGAAAGCCAGGCGUUGAUUGUCGACUGGAGAGAAGGGGAGGGACAUCAGCGCCGUUCGACCGCAAUUGUAAUCGGCUGAGUUGGAGGGUCCGCAAAAUAAUUUUCACAAUAGUAACAUGGAAAUGAACCGCGCAAUCGGCACCAAGAUGAGAUGUCCUUGAAAAGUCAAUGGCCGUAGAUAUAAUCCCGGUUCUUCCCUGAUCGGAGCGUCAGAAGAAUGUGUAGAAUAGGUGAUGUACAGUGAACUGCGUGUGGAGAACAGCGAGAGCAUCGAGGCGUACGGGGCAUCAUCUUGCUGGGCCGUAUAUGUCGUCAAUUGCUGGAAGAUUCAGAAUGUUAAGAGGCCAAGUGGUAUGUAUGUGGCCUCGGUAAUUACUUGGUACCUUAUUAUUGUUGUGCCAGGCAGAGCUAGUCCGUGUUAAUUCCGUUUCUGCAGGGAGGGAGCUCCUAUUGUGCAUGAAGGAUAGUAAUUGACACGUGUAGAAUGGAAUUGACACGUGGCGCAAGCUCUGUGUGCUAAAGAGAGUAAUCGACACUAUUAAAAGAACAUUGACACGUGGCGUUACACUCUUCCCGAACGAUGGAGUGUUAAGCGACAUGUGUAGCGAGCGAUUGCUGGCUUUAAGCGUUACGCGCUUGAGCUAGAGUAAUUGACACGUGGCGUAAGGAAUUGACAAGUGGCGCACAGCCCCAGAUGCGGGGAAACUGAAACUAUAUAGGGAGCGGAGUGGGUACGUGCAUGGAGAAGGGUAACUGAAACUCUAUAGGGAGCGGAGUGGUUACGUGCAUGGAGAAGGGGAUUUGAUUAGUGCCAGUGCACAGAGGAGGAGAGGAUUUGACACGCGUCUCCUCAUGGAGACGAGGCCUUCACCACGUGGCUGCACAUCUGAGGUAGAUCUGAGAGGGUGGAUGGUUGUUGUGUGUGUGCAGAUGCCACGUUGGAUCGUGGGCUUUCGCACGUUGUUAGUAUUACAACGAGGAUUUUAACCAGCCUAUCACACAACACGAGGGGCUCUAAACGCUUUUCGUCGGGUUCUUGGGGUUUUACUGACAGUGCGACCACGUGCCGAUCGAGGACAUUGAUGAGAUGAGAGUCGUGAGGUAAAAGAAAUAAAAUAAAUAAAUAAAAAUAGUGAGGUAUGCUUAGCUGACUUGAAGGGACAAUGUGUGACCAUAAUUCUACUUAUCUGAUGCAGGUUUUGAAGGACGUGGGUGUUUGUCCUUUGUAAGGAUCAGUUAUAGUACACUGAUUGGUUAACUUAGCGCUAGCAGUCUUUCAGUCUGUGGGCUAGUGCAGUAUGGUUAAUGGUAGUGAGAAGAAGAAAUGAGCACCUUGACAUUUGCUUCGACAGUUGUUAGAGUAAUCUCAUCUCUGUGGAUUUGGACCGUCGUGGUAAUGCGGCACAGCUACCUGCCGUAACCUCCGUGGACAGUGUUUUGUGUGGCCGAGUUAUAAUUGCACUAUGAGGCAAGAUACAUUUUGCAAUUGCACUUCGGGCACCCUACCUGGUCAGAAAGCUGGGUUGUAAACAUUGCCCGAACUGCAAUUCGAAACUGUAUCUUGGCACAUAUACUGCAGUUAUAACUCGUUUGUGUGACUCCCGUGUAGUUUCCCCUUUGUGUAAUCAUUCCUUGACUCACUUUCAACAGUCGUGGUUGUGUAGUAAUACAUAAGUGAGAGGGUGAGAUAGAUGCGUACUACCAAGAAAGAUGAAAUGGAUGAGACAAAUACAAAGGUUACAAAAAAAAAAAAAAAAUGUUUUGCCGCGGGGAGGCUUUAUAACUUUUCCCAAAAGAACACACACCAAUGCUUUGUGUAAUCAAUCCUGGAGUGAGUG